UCGCCAGUCUCUAAAAGUGUGACUGGAAGUGUGGUCACGAAUGGUGAUUAACACAAACAAAAGGCACUACCAGAAUUUUUAACGUGGCUGUUUAUUUGUGAAAAAUUUGGCACUGUAUUUUGAAAAAUGGGCAAACAAAUGAACAAGUUUCUACUUUUGAUGUGGAAGAACUGGACUCUGCUUAAAAGACGUCCGAUUCACACCGCCUUCGAGAUCAUUUAUCCUGUAAUAAUAUGCAUGAUCCUGGUUUCUGUAAGGAUCAUGAUCACAGUGACGGAAAAGGGGCCGAAAUUUUAUGACCCGUUCAGUGUAGUUAACACCACCCAAGAGUACCAAACCUUUUGCUCCAAGUUGCCUUCUACGGUACUUACUGCUGCCUAUUCCCCCAGCAGCCCAUUACUCAAAAAGGUUCUACAAUCGGUUCUUACCAAAGGGUGCCCUAACUCUCCCAAUGUAGUACAAGAAUACGAAUCGGCAGCUGAUCUAAACGGUGCUAUAGACGCUGACACAGAAUACGCUAACAACCUCACUGUGGUGGUACUUUUCAAUGAUCAACUAAAAGGGAUAUCCAGCAGAGACGCCCUUUCCGAUGUCGAAGUCACCAUAAGACUACCCACUGUACAAGGCGACGACAAGAAGGAAUGGUUCACGAAUUUAAUAUUCCCGUUGUUCCAAACACCCGGACCCAGAGAGCCAGACACCUCGUUUGACAUCGAACCAAAGUAUUUGAGCCGAGGAUUUUUGUACUUUCAACAAGAAAUUACUUUUGCUCUUUUGAAUAAUGGUGACCCUGGAAACCCAGAAAUCGAGUUACAAAUGAACAGAUUCCCUUAUCCGGAAUGGUUAGACGAUUUGUUCUACGCCAACCAGAUGGAAACUAUGGUAACCUUGAUGAUAAUGAUAAGCUUCAUGUACAACUACGUUAACACCAUCCGAGCCAUAACAAUAGAAAAAGAGAAGCAGCUAAAGGAGUCCAUGAAAAUUAUGGGUCUGCCUGGGUGGCUCCACUGGGUCGCCUGGUUCCUACGCAGCUUCAUCAUCCUCCUUCUGGCGAUCAUCCUCAUAAUUAUUGUUCUAACGGUUAAAAUAGGAAACGCACCGGUUUUCACAAACACUGAUCCAAGUGUCUUACUUAUUUUCUUCCUUCUGUUUUCUGCUAGUACCAUCACGUUUACUUUUUUCAUUAGCGUAUGGUUCUCUAAAGCCAACACGGCAACUGCAGUAGGCAGUCUUGUGUUCUUCCUAACCUAUCUGCCGUACUCUCUCCAAACCCAGUCCAACUCGGUGUCUCUGAGGGCAGCUUUAGCCUCAAGCUUAUUGGCCAACUCGGGACUCUCCUUUGGAAUUUCCGCGAUGCUUAAAUUCGAAGCCGUCGGAGAAGGGUCGCAGUGGAGCAACAUGUGGAGUACCACCUCUCCCGACGACCAUUUGACUCUAGGUUCCAUUUUCUUGAUGCUCCUGCUCGACAUUUUUCUAUAUUUGGGUUUGGCGCUCUAUAUUGAAGCGAUUUUCCCGGGAGAAUUCGGGGUACCACAACCUUGGUACUUUCCGUUUAAACGUUCCUACUGGUGCACCAAGUCCGUCCCUGUUGGUAACGAAGUCUUUUCGAAAAACAAGGGUGAAUAUUUUGAAGAGUUCACCGAGAAUUUACCAAUCGGGAUACAGCUGCAGAAUUUGUCGAAAACCUUCGGGGCUAAUAAAGCUGUCAAGAAACUCAAUCUGGAUAUGUAUGAAGGCCACAUUACGGUACUACUAGGGCACAACGGUGCUGGUAAAACCACCACGAUGUCGAUGAUCACCGGAAUGUUUCCACCGACGGGUGGUACCGCUAUGGUCAGCGGGUACGACGUUCGUACCAACAUACAAAGCGUGCGAGAUAGUAUGGGGUUGUGUCUACAACACAAUGUUCUCUUCGACAACUUAACCGUCUACGAGCACUUGUACUUCUUCGGGAAACUGAAAGGGCUGCAGAACAACGAAAUCCAGCAAGAGAUUAACAACUACAUUAAGCUUCUGGAGCUCGAAGACAAGCGACAUGCCCGUUCGAGUACUUUGUCUGGUGGAAUGAAGAGGAAAUUGAGCAUCGGUAUGGCGAUGUGUGGCAAAUCCAAAGUGGUGAUGCUAGACGAACCCACAGCUGGUAUGGACCCUUCAGCAAGACGGGCUAUUUGGAACUUGCUCCAGAAACAGAAAGAGGGACGAACGGUACUUCUAACCACCCACUUUAUGGACGAAGCCGAUUUGCUUGGCGACAGAAUCGCGAUCAUGACCGGAGGGCAAAUGCAAUGUUGUGGUUCUAGUUUCUUUUUAAAACGGAAGUACGGUGCUGGGUACUACUUGAUCAUGGAUAUCACGCAGAACUGUCGACCUGACAAUAUUACUCAGUUGUUGAGGAAGUACAUACCUGAUGUGGAAGUGUUUUCACAUGUAGGGUCUGAGCUGACGUACCAGUUGUCCGAACACGAAUCAGGGAAGUUUGAAGAGAUGUUGCACGAUUUGGAAAACAAUACUACUUCUUUAGGGGUUUUGAGUUACGGGGUGUCACUUACGACUCUAGAGGAAGUGUUUAUGAAGGUUGGAGCUGACCACGACAAUAAGAGUUCGAAGAAGUACAACAAAAACCAGAACGGAAACGAUACCUCGAUUACGGUUGACGCUUUCAACUUCAAUAACUUAGCAGCGUCUUAUUUGAGUGGGUGGCCUUUAAUGAAGAACCAGUUUGUAGCCAUGUUUUUGAAACGGAUUUUGUCGAUACUUCGGUCGUGGUAUUUGUUGAUAAUCCAGAUUAUUUUGCCUGUGGCCCUUUUGGUAAUCACGGUUCUAAACGCUAGGAGUUUUGUUCCCUUGAGUACGUUCCCUUCGUUGGCGCUAUCCUUGGACUCGUACGACGAACCGGUUACCCUUCUUCAAGGAUCGUCUGGAGAUAGUUACUAUGACACCUACAAAGACAUGCUUAAGGGAUACACGGUGAUGCCAACCGACAACCUCAACACGACCAUUUAUGACCAGACUGUGGAUUCUCCGGCUAAUGUUAAAAUGCACUACCUCGUGGGAGCAUCCUUUAACGACACGGUUGCAACGGCUUGGUUCAACGGAGAUCCCUACCAUUCGAUUUCUCUGUCACUGGGUCUUGUCUUGAACACGUUCUACAAGAAGAGUUUAGGGGCAGACAAGUCCAUCCGUUUCUACAACCAUCCACUGCCUCUCAAUAUCGACGCUCAGCUCGACGAUUUACAAUUCAACAUCAUGGGAUUCCAAAUUGCCGUAGAAAUUGGAUAUGGAUUGGCUUUUGUGGCCAGUUUCUACAUCCUAUUUUACAUUCGAGAGCGCGUCAGCAAAUCUAAACACUUACAAUUUGUGUCAGGAGUCAACGUGUUCAUAUUCUGGGGCACUUCCUUCAUCUGUGACCUAAUCACCUACUUGAUAACCAUGUGUGCCAUUCUCAUCACGUUCGCGGCACUCCAAGAAGACGGUUUCAAAACAGCAGACGAAAUAGGUCGAAUGACCCUCGUCUUGGUCUAUUUUGGCUUCUUCGUCCUUCCUUUCGUCUAUCUAACGUCAUAUUUGUUCAAUAUUCCAUCCAGCGGCUUCUCUCGAAUGAUGCUACUAGGCGCCGUGGCAGGAAUGAUCGGAAUCAGUGCCAUGCAAGUAUUGGAAAUGGAGCCUCUAGGUUUGCUGGAUGUAGCCCAUGGACUAAACUGGGUCUUGCUAUUCGUACCUUUCUACACGGUCGCUAAAGGUACCGCCGACCUUGGAUCGAUCUAUCAGUUGCGAACUGUUUGUCUAAAACGAGCCCCCACCCUUGAAAUCGCCUGUCAAGCUACCAGCCAGUGUUGCGGUCUCGACGACUACUACGCCAUGACCACCCCCGGAAUAGGCCGCAACAUCAUCAUCUCCUUCCUCAUGUGCAUCUUCCUCUUUGCCAUCCUCCUCUUCAACGAGUACGGCUUCUUCAGUUUCCUCGUGAACAAACUAAUCAACUACAACAAACCACCCUCGCGUGGGGUGCAACUCGAGGAAGACGUCCAAGAAGAAAACACCAAGAUACAAAGCACCGACGAGAUGGUACUCAACAACAACUACGCCCUAGUGCUGCGGGACGUCACCAAGUACUACAAGAACUUCCUCGCGGUGAACGGUUUGUGUCUUGGGGUGAAACCCUACGAGUGCUUUGGACUCCUAGGGGUGAACGGCGCCGGCAAAACCACCACGUUCAAAAUGAUGACCGGAGAUGAGCAAAUCUCCUACGGGGAGGCCUGGGUUAAAGGCCACGAUAUCAAAACCCAGCAAAAAAAGGUGCAGAAAUUGAUCGGGUACUGCCCGCAGUUCGACGCGCUUCUGGACGACCUCACGGCUAGGGAAACCUUCAAGAUCUUCGCGCUGAUUCGAGGAGUACCGAUGGAGAAUUGUCAACAAUUGGGUGAACACUUGGCGCACGAGUUUGACUUCUUCAAGCACUUGGAUAAGAAGGUCAAGGAGCUGAGUGGCGGGAAUAAGAGGAAGUUGAGUACCGCGCUAGCACUGAUUGGUGAUCCUCCUGUGAUUUAUUUGGACGAACCGACGACUGGGAUGGAUCCUGCUACGAAGAGGUUUUUGUGGACGGCUCUGGGUAAAUUGAGGGACAGCGGGAAGUGCAUUAUUUUGACGUCGCAUAGCAUGGAGGAGUGUGAAGCUCUGUGCACCAGAAUCGCGAUCAUGGUCAACGGGAACUUCCAGUGUCUUGGGUCCACCCAAAGACUGAAAAACAAGUUCGCACAAGGGUUUGCCUUAACGAUCAAAAUGAAGAAGCUUGCUGACCAUUUGGACCUGGAACGAGAAGUGACAGCUAUUGAUAAUUUCAUUCAAAGCAGUUUCCCUGGGGCGGUACUAAAGGAAAAGUACCAGGAACUCUUGUCGUAUCAGUUGGUCAACAACGCGAUUCCGUGGUCCAAGAUGUUUGGGAUUUUGGAACGAAGCAAGAACCAGCUGAACAUUGAAGAUUAUUCGCUGGGGCAGUGUAGUUUGGAACAGGUGUUCCUAAGCUUUACGAAGUACCAAAACUAGUUUGUGCUCGACAAACCAAUCUCUUCGUGUACUUUUUCCCCCGAUGGAAUGGAGUGUCAGUUAUUUAUUGCGCAUGGACGAAUUUUUUAAUUAACUUAUUUUAACUUAAAAUUGUAAGGUUCAUCGUCUGUGGUGAUUUAAGUAAAAGUGUUUUCCACUUUCUGUAACAAUAAUAAUAAUAAUAAUAAUAAUAAUAGUAAGUGCGGUAUCAUGACACCAACUCUGCGUGAACUUUUAAUGGACACGUUUUUUGCCUAAAAUUGUGUCCGGAAGUGGAAAAAUGAUAUAUACAAGUCGGGAUGUGGUGUUGACCAGUCUCGGGCUGUUUUGCCAGGUUUUGUCAUCGUUCUCGACUGGUAAUGAUCACCUCUCCCUUUUAACACAAAUAACUUAUUUGUUCUAGUCAAUAACGCUUAAUUUUUAAUUGCACAUAAGUUUCUGUAAGAUGUAUUUUGUGUUGCCUGCAUUACAAAUAUAUUAACAUAGACUGUAACAAUGAUAAUUAUUUUUUUAUGGAGCCGAUGUGAAUAAAAUGGAUUUAUGGACAAA
Zophobas morio is the source of this 5592-nucleotide messenger RNA. RefSeq names its product phospholipid-transporting ATPase ABCA3-like. Gene Ontology annotation, biological process: transmembrane transport; lipid transport. The record is from RefSeq and is a predicted model, not a curated record. The coding region runs from base 127 to 5043 and encodes 1638 amino acids. NCBI's taxonomy places the organism in Eukaryota, Metazoa, Arthropoda, Insecta, Coleoptera, Tenebrionidae. Gene Ontology annotation, cellular component: membrane; intracellular membrane-bounded organelle. The transcript has 11 exons. Gene Ontology annotation, molecular function: ABC-type transporter activity; lipid carrier activity; ATP hydrolysis activity.